AUGACGGACAAGCUCCCCCCUAACCUGCUGGCGCUCUUUGCCGCGCGCCCUCCUCUGCGAUGGGUAGAACCCUCUGACUAUGCGCCCGAGAAGCGCAGGACAGCCCCCAUCGGAGGCGUCGCUGCUUUCCUGCCCGAGCUGCAGAAGUACAAGGAGACGGACGUCUACGAGCCCACCGAGAGCUGGUUGGAGAUGCGCGAUCGCAAGAAGCGAGAGAAGGCUGAGGCUGCCGAGAGGCUGAAGAUCGAGGGCCCGAAGAAAUUCAAACCAAACGAGGAUCCAAACAUUCGUGGCGAUGCCUUCAAGACUCUCAUUGUUGCCCGUCUCAGCUACGACGCUGACGAGCGUGACUUGGAACGGGAGUUUGGGCGCUUUGGCCCAAUUGAGCGUGUUCGUGUCAUGACGCAUCGAAAGAAGAAGCCGCACAGGGGUUACGCAUUCGUUGUCUUCGAGCGCGAGAAAGACAUGAGAGCUGCCUUGGAUGCUUGCGAUGGUAUCCGCAUCAAAGACAGACGCAUCAAGGUUGAUGUUGAGCGCGGCAGAACUGCCAAGAACUGGCUGCCUCGCAGACUGGGUGGUGGCCUCGGCGGCCGCGGCUACACCAGAGCUAUGCCCAUUCGUCCCGGUGGCCCUGGAGGCUUUGGAGGCGGCGGCUUCCGUGGCGGCUUCAAGGGAGGGUUCGAAGGCGGUCGAGGAGGACGAGGCGGCUUCCGCGGCGGC
Messenger RNA from Trichoderma reesei QM6a, 720 nucleotides. RefSeq lists its product as uncharacterized. NCBI's taxonomy places the organism in Eukaryota, Fungi, Ascomycota, Sordariomycetes, Hypocreales, Hypocreaceae. Gene Ontology annotation, molecular function: U1 snRNA binding; mRNA binding. The annotation marks the transcript as partial. The transcript has 4 exons. Gene Ontology annotation, biological process: mRNA splicing, via spliceosome. Gene Ontology annotation, cellular component: U2-type prespliceosome; U1 snRNP; precatalytic spliceosome. The record is from RefSeq and is a predicted model, not a curated record.